Messenger RNA from Ostertagia ostertagi, 198 nucleotides. The record is from the annotation of a GenBank genome assembly. NCBI's taxonomy places the organism in Eukaryota, Metazoa, Nematoda, Chromadorea, Rhabditida, Trichostrongylidae.
GUCGUCGACGUCACGUUGGAGUCGAUUCCUGAUAAUGUGAUCAAACUGCUCACUGACGACCCUCAUUCGAAGCACGCUGUGCCAUCGGACCUGUCAUUGAUUAUGGAUCCAGCUUUGAUUGAAAGAAUGUUUCCUUUCCAGAGAAAAGGCGUGGCGUUUGGUAUCCAAAAAGGCGGACGUAUUCUGCUUGCAGGAUGA